GCUCCGUUCCAUUCCAACACCUCACCAGCAAGCACACACACACCUUCCACCGGGCCUGGCUUUAAAGCUGUACUUACUAUUUAUUUCUCCCUCCCCCCACAAACCUCAUCUCUUCUCUCCCGCCGCGCGCCACUGGAAAAAAAAAAGGAAAAGAAGAGAGAAAAAAACCCUCCAUGUGUUCCAUAUUUCCUUCGCAUUCAGUCAUCGGCGUAUCGUCGCAGGCGCAGGCUGCUGCUGCUGGCGGCGGCGGCGGGUUUCAGAGCCCAGAGAGCAGAGCCAGCAGCAUGAGCGGCGGCGGCUCUCUGCCCUCCCCUUCCGGACCUGCCUGCUCCAGAUCAUGGUCCAUCAGCGAGGACUCGCUGCGGAGGUACGUGAGCUACGCGAGCGAGAGCUGCAUCCAGGAGCUGCUGGCGGCGUCGUCGGACUCCGGCCGCGGCGGCGACGACGACGGGUGGAAGGUGCUGGUGUACCACAACGGCGUCGAGAUAUCCAAGCGGCGGACGGGGCCCGCGCACGUCUUCCGGAGCAGGUGGCUGCUGCAGGACGUCUCGCCGGAGCAGUUCGUGGCCGCCGCCAGCGCCGUCGACGCCGCCAAGCAGUGGGAGUCGGACCAGCUGGUGGAGUCUUCGUACAUCAGGGAGCUCGGCGACGACCUGAGCAUCAUCCACCUCAAGUUCGGCGACGCCUCCUCCUCCACCAGGAGGCCCGCCCGGCGCCGUGACCUGGUCGUCUAUGAGCGGCGCCAGGCCAUGGACGACGGCACGCUGGUGGUCGCGGUGGCCUCGCUGCCCAAGGAGAUCGCCGCGGGGCUGCUACCGCCGCCCGCGGCCACCGGCAAGGGCGGCGGAGGCUCCGUCGUCGGCCGCAGCCUGCUGCUGCAGUCCGGCUGGGUCGUCGAAAGGCUCGACGGCGACGCCGGCUCCUGCGUCGUCACCUACGUCGUGCAGCUGGACCCGGCCGCCGGGUGGCUGCCGCGGUGCAUCGUCAGCCGGCUCAACAGCAAGCUCGUCAUGAUCAUCGCCAAGCUCAGGAGGAUCGCGCAGGCCACCGUGCCUGCCGCCGCCGCAGAGGUGUGACGUGCAUAGCUACCAGCAAGUGAUCGAAAUCGAACUAGCAGCAUCGGGUCAGCUGCACGUUUAGUUGCAUUGUGUGUGUGCCUAAGUAAAUAGAUAUAUACGUACUAUAUGUCUUCUUUUUGUAGGGACAGAGGGCAUGCGUCUAUCUUGGGAUGCACCCGCAUCUGUAUACGUACUGCUACAAGACUAUGUCAGUGAGAAUUACUAUGUGUGCACGUUUUAGUGUUAUAGAAUUCGCCUACACGACUGUUGAUCUUUAGCGACCUUAAUUUAUUUCUAACUGUUGGUAUAAAGCUCUACUCAAACAGUCCAGUUAGCCUUUA
Molecule: messenger RNA, 1399 nt
Organism: Zea mays
Lineage: Eukaryota; Viridiplantae; Streptophyta; Magnoliopsida; Poales; Poaceae
Exons: 3
Coding region: 174-1076 (300 amino acids)
Molecular function (GO): lipid binding
Source: RefSeq, a predicted model, not a curated record